This is a messenger RNA of Labeo rohita (rohu), 5383 nucleotides long. It is a transcript of the gene clockb, whose product is annotated as clock circadian regulator b. Lineage: Eukaryota; Metazoa; Chordata; Actinopteri; Cypriniformes; Cyprinidae. Gene Ontology annotation, biological process: regulation of transcription by RNA polymerase II; circadian regulation of gene expression. Gene Ontology annotation, cellular component: cytoplasm; nucleus; CLOCK-BMAL transcription complex. The transcript has 22 exons. Gene Ontology annotation, molecular function: protein dimerization activity; DNA-binding transcription factor activity, RNA polymerase II-specific; E-box binding. The record is from RefSeq and is a predicted model, not a curated record. Bases 483 to 2999 code for a protein of 838 amino acids.
UGACCCUGACUGCUCGUGUGAAGUAGGCCUGGCCUAAAUGUUUUCAUCCUGUUCGAAACCGAAAUUGAGUUCGAACGACCACCGAUCGAAGGUAAAAGAAGACGAGAAGUCUAAGCUGCUAAUGUAUAUAGCGUUACGACCACCAAGUAAAUACGCAUUUUAAAACUGUGGGGACUUUGCGGCGGUCAGGAGGAGCUUCCGUUACGCCUCGCGUGUCACUAGGCCCGCUGACCCACAUUCGGGAGACCGCUCGAGGAAGUGCGCGUAUGAAAUUCAGCAUUGCAUUUCUCAUUAUUGCAACGAUUUUUUAUCGCAGCGCAGCAUUGUGAUCUCCGAAGCCGAAGGAGCUUUUAUCUAACCGGCACCGGUGUGGAUGUCUGACUGUGUUUUUUCGGCUUUCACAUUGGCAGGUCCUCUUCACCAAUGUCUUCCCAAUGCGUCAGGUUUUUUAACCCCAGACUGAUCCAUGAGACUGCAUUAUCAUGAGCUCCAGAGACAGGGAUGAUGGUAGUGUUUUUGAUGGGCAGAUGGAGGAAGAUGAGAAAGAUAAGGCAAAACGAUCAUCAGUCAUCAAAACUCGAGUUUCGAGAAAUAAGUCAGAGAAGAAAAGGCGAGACCAGUUCAAUGUCCUCAUUAAAGAACUUGGCACCAUGUUGCCCGGAAACACGCGGAAGAUGGACAAGUCUACAAUCUUGCAGAAAAGCAUAGACUACCUGCGCAAACACAAAGAAAUUGCUGCACAGUCUGAGUCAAGUGAGAUCAAGCAAGAUUGGAAACCCCCAUUUCUUAGCAAUGAGGAGUUUACACAGCUGAUGCUAGAGGCGCUGGAUGGGUUCUUUAUUGUGAUGCUGACAGAUGGCAACAUCAUUUAUGCCUCAGAAAGCGUAACUUCUCUACUCGAGCAUUUGCCUUCGGACCUGGUGGAUCAGAACCUUUUAAACUUUCUUCCAGUGGGGGAGCACGAAGAAGUCUAUAAAGCGCUGUCCUCACACCCAGACAUUGAAAUCCUCAACUCUGAUUACCUCAAAUCCAAGAACCAGAUGGAGUUUUGUUGUCACAUGCUCCGAGGUUCUGUGGAUCCCAAAAAAACGCAUGUGUAUGAAAAUGUCAAGUUUAUUGGCAACUUUAAGUCGCUCAUCAACAUGCCUCUUGCAACCCGAAAUGGCCUUGAGGGAAUUUUGCAGCACUCGUUGCAGCCGGCCUUCGAUGAUAAAGUGUGUUUUAUUGCGACUGUGAGGCUCGCCAAACCCCAAUUCAUCAAAGAGAUGUGCAUGGUGGAGGAGCCUAAUGAAGAAUUCACGUCUCGACACAGUCUGGAGUGGAAGUUUCUCUUAUUAGAUCACAGAGCACCACCUAUUAUUGGCUAUAUGCCUUUUGAGGUGUUGGGAACGUCAGGCUAUGACUAUUAUCAUGUAGACGACUUGCAUUCACUAGCCAAAUGCCAUGAGCAUUUAAUGCAGUUUGGAAAAGGGAAAUCGUGCUAUUAUCGCUUUUUAACUAAAGGGCAGCAGUGGAUUUGGCUUCAGACCAACUACUACAUCACCUAUCACCAGUGGAACUCACGACCAGAGUUUAUCGUCUGCACGCACACAGUUGUGAGUUAUGCUGAGGUGCGGGCAGAGCGGAGGAGAGAGAUGGGUAUAGAAGAAUCCCCCCCUGAGCUGCCCGGAGACAAGCAGUCUCAGAUUUCUGGCUCUGAAUCGCAGUUAAACACUUCCAGACUGAAGGAGGUUCUGGAGCGUUUCAGUAACAGUCGCACACCCUCCACCUCAUCAAGGAGCUCCCGCAAGUCCUCGCACACCGCUGUCUCUGACAACACCUGCACCUCAACUCCCUCUAAACUACAGAUGGAUGUGAACACUCCACCCCGGCCCGCCACUGUUGAUAUGACAUCCCAACGUCGUUCCUCUGUCAGCACCCAGUCCAUGAGUUCUCAGAACACCAAUCAGACUGGAUCUCCAGUCCAAAUCAGCCAACAACAACCACAACAACAACCCCAACCACAGCAGCAGGUUCAAACUAAUGCCCUGUUCUCUGCACAGUUAAACGCAAUGCAGAACCUAAAGGAGCAAUUGGAACAGAGGACGCGCAUGAUCGAAGCUAACAUUCAGAAACAGCAGGAGGAACUGAGACAGAUUCAUGAACAGCUUCAGAGGGUGCAGGGACCGGGCACUCAGAUGAUACUCCAGCAGUCGGGUGGUGGACUGAGUGUACAGCUACCGCAAGUUGGAGGAGCACAGACUAACAUUUUAGGGGUUGGAGCACAGACUGGGGUCGUAGCUAUACAAGGCCAAAAUGUGACGAGUACAGCACAGAGUGGGACUGUUCCACAGCAACAAGCACUUCCACAACAACAGGCUCCUCGUUCCCUGCAGCCGAAUGUACAGGGCUCUUCUGUUACACAGCGUGGUCCUGUGUAUAACACCAUGAUGAUCAGCCAGCCUGCCAAUGCCAAUGUUGUGCAGAUACCCAGCAGUCUGGCACCAAAAAUCAAUCAGGGCAAUGCAAUCAACAGGUUUCCUGCCGGGCAGCAGUUGGUCACUAAGAUUGUGACUGCUCCAAUGGCGUGUGGCGCUGUGAUGGUACCCACAACAAUGUUUAUGGGUCAGGUGGUGACAGCUUAUAGCCCGUUUGCACAGCAACAAGGUCAGACACAAACCAUAGCACUGCAGACUCAGUCAACAGCACCUGCAGAACAACAGGCUCAAGCUACCACAUUACAAACAAGUCAACAACAGGGGGCGACACAGCAGCCAACAAAACAGCAGCAACCGUUUUUACAGAGCACACGUCUUCUUCAUAGCAACCAGUCCACACAACUUAUCCUGCAGGCUUUCCCUAUUCAGCAACAAGGUACAUUUACUCCAUCACAACAACAACAGCAGCAACAACAACAACAACAACAACAACAGCAGCAGCAACUGAAACCACAGACUCAAAAACAGCAGAAACCAACCCCUUCUCAUCAGACUGACAGCACUAGUGCGCAGUCUCAGUAACGUGGAUGAACACAGCAUCCAAUCAGAUGGAGGAACCAGCUAACUAGUCUCUUCUAGGAGUUUAUUGGUGCUCUAUAUCAUUUGAAAGCUCUACGCUAAAACGUCUCUUCCUGGAAACGCCUUGGAAGCAUUUAAGACAAGGAACUCUCUCGACAUGGCAGCUGCGUGGAACACAACACCACCAGAUGGACGCUGUGGCAACCAUGCGGAGCGUUUCACCAAACCAACAGGUGGUUGCCAAACUCAUUAUUUAUUUCAACAACCGAAAAAGCAUAGGAUUGCUAGCCUUUGCAUGGUCUUUGCCAAACAGACAACCCUGUUCUCAGUCUUUCACAGUAAACAGCCCAAAGAACUGAGUCUGUCUGUACAGUCUCGUGUACUAUACCAUGUAAAUACAAAACCGUAAAGGAACAAAGCAAGAUACUGAAUAUUUUAUAUGCUGCAUGAAAAGUGUAAACUUUCUUUUGUAAUUCCAGUUUUAUGAUUUUCUUUUUUAAGUAUUAUUUUAAUUUUAACGUUUUUAUAUUAUUCAUAUAGUGAUGCUUUUUUAACCCUUCCCUGACAAUGGUCUCUUCACAUAUAGUUAGGCUUUGUUUUUGGGUUUUUUGGAAAUUAUUAUACCCCUUGUCUCAUGUGACAUACAAAGAAAAUGUUGUUUUUAAGUGCCAAAAUUUCGCUACUUUGUUACAAAAACAAAACUUACAGUUUUUUGUUGAAUGUUAAUUUGCUUUUUAGCUGAGUCAUAGUAGUCCACUAAAAAGUUGUUGUGCACCUUUCCCUCUUACUUAUAUAGCACUUAUUGUGUUCAUACACACUAAAAUAGUCCAUCCUUCUAGUAAAUGUGACCUAAUGGUCUUUUAAGUUCGUUUGUGUAUGCAUGAACAGUACGUUUCUCAGAUGAGAAUGACACGCCAUGAAUAAGCUUUCAAAUCCUCAUUCAUAACUGCUUUGUUCUCCCUCAUGGUUUUGGGAGCUAUGCAAGAAGCCCCAUCCAGGGCACAGCGUUUCUAUACGUGUGACUGAGGAGUACUGUGGACCUUUUAAAGGGAUAGUUCACCCAAAAAUGAAAACUACCCCAUAUUUUUUUUUUUUUUUUACUCACCUUCAAGCCAUCCUACAGUAGGUGUAUAUAACUUUCUUCUUUCUAGAUAAAUACGAUCAGAGUUAUAGUAAAAAUAUCCUGGCUUUUCCAUGAUUUGAAACGAUUGUUGAGAUUUUGAAGCAUAAAAAAGUGCAUCCUUCAAACAUAAAAAGUACUCCACUGCCCUUAUGAAGUAAAUCAAUGUGUCUGUGUAAGAAAAAUAUCCGUAUUUAAAACUGUUAAAACCGUAAUUUCUAGCUUCCGCUAACUGUUGCUAAUGUGGAAGCACAGACAAGAGAACAAACAAAACCUGUCACGAAUUAGAAGUACAAAACAAGGAUUUGUAAAGAGAAAUGUUGAGACUGGCUUUCUUUGCUUUAAACAAAGCUUGGAAAGUUUUGAAAUGAAAGAAUAAAGUCAUAUACACCUGGGUUGGCUUGAAGGUGAGUAAAUCAUGAGGUAAUUUUAAUUUUUGAGUGAACUAUCCCUUUAAAUCCUAUUUUCAGGAAAGGAAUGAUAUUGUCCUCUUACUAUUUUUUUCUUUUUUUUUUUUUUUUUUUUUUUUUUUCCAAAGUUGUAAUUCAAACCGAAGCAGGGUUAUUGUGCAGCUGUAGAGUCUUAAAGUUAAGAGUGAUCUUCCUUUUAAUUGUCUGUGUGUGUGUGUGUGUGAGAGAGAGAGAGAAAGAGAGAAUUUAAAGUGCAGGCUAUUAUAUCAAUAACCGUUUGUGACUCUUCCAGUAUUGUUGUGUUGGUUACUACAGUGUGUAUUAACCCCAGCAAUGACCAAUCAGUUCUUGCGUUGCAGUAUCUCAGCAUUCUAGAUGUUUCCCCAUUGGCUUGUUGGCUAUAUACCUCAGAAAUGGUUUUAUAUAUGAAGUAUUCAAAGCAAUUUUAUUUUCAUAUGGCAAAAGACUUCAAUAUUAAACAGUAUUGCUGUGUAUAGACCGGUAGCACUGUUAAAAGAUGGGUUAAAGCUGAAAGAUAUAUGGAAACUGAAUAGAUUUUGACAUUGUUGAGGAAUUCCAAAAUUAGAGAUGCCCAUAAUGUAGAUGUCCAACUUCCCUUAUCUGUCCAAUUCUCUUUCAUUGUGUUGUGAUGUGCGUUUCAUAAGAAUGAAUUGUGCACUGAAACCCUCAUUUGUGUUCGCUGUUACUGUUGGAAUUAAUGUUUCUCAUAGUGUGUACAAUCAAAAAUAACUUAAAAUUUACACCCCUCCCCAAAGAAAGCUACUGACAGGUUGAAGAAAGAACUGAUUUGGAUUUUGGAUGUUCUUGAACAACCUUCUGUAUGUUUUUUUUUUUUU